Molecule: messenger RNA, 1663 nt
Organism: Stegastes partitus (bicolor damselfish)
Lineage: Eukaryota; Metazoa; Chordata; Actinopteri; Pomacentridae
Product: zinc finger protein 44-like
Exons: 3
Coding region: 161-1663 (500 amino acids)
Source: RefSeq, a predicted model, not a curated record
UAACCCAGAGGAACUUUCACUUUAGCAGCCAUGCCAGGGUGGUUUGUGGUGACUCAGCCCGCAGUGAACACCGAACACCGUCCGUGUUUAACCAGCUGUCGGUACCACCGCCCCGCCGCUUCUCGUCUGAGCGCCAAGGAGUGAAGCUUGGUGACGGAGGAUGGAUGGAGUCAGCUGGAGCACCACCAGGUCCCAGGAGUCCUUCAGUCGCUCCACCACGGCAGCAGACACUCUGUCCAGACUCGCCAGCUUCAUUUCACAGGCCGAGGCCAAACAGCACACGCGAAGCCAGAGGCAGCUGUCCAACCACCUGGCCACGUUCUCUUGUAAAGAAUGUAGUAAGGCUUUCUCCUGUGCAGCAGAUCUGCUGCAGCACCAGGAACUGAAACACACCUUACCCAAGCCUCACCGCUGUCCCUCCUGUGGGCAGGAGUUCUCCCUGAAGUCGUCCUUACAGCUGCACAAAUGCGAUCAUGAUUCCACCCGCUGUGAACUCUGUCACGGGGCGUCGCGGCUCGGUUCUCCCUGCGCCGCAUGUACGAAUCGCACGUCGGAUCCUGGCAGGCCGCAGGAGAAGUCGCUUCACCGACAGCCUCACCUCUUGGACAGCAGCCCGUAUGCGUGCGCCCCAUGUGGGAGAGGUUUCAGCCAGAAACAGGCCCUGCUGCACCACCAGCAGGCCGGUUGCAGUGAGCCGCCAUCCCCGUCAGAUAUAGCUGAUGCUAGCAGCCUUCCAGAUGAUUCUCCUCCAGUUUCUGAGGGUGACUCCACUCGCUCUGACUGCUCGGACACCCCAGGGCCCAGCGGCAGAGCUGUCAACAUGUGCCGUCUUUGUUCAAGAACCUUCCGCACAGAAGCUGGACUGCAGCGCCACAAACUGAUGUACCAUGCAGCGGAGAGACAGGACACCAAAGCAGACAGCGCUAGGGGAGAGGCUAGAAAAGAAAGGGACCCCAAGAUAGACAGACAUCCAAAUAAAAGUCCAAAAUCCCAAAACAAGCUUCUGACUUGUCGCUCUUGUGACAUGGUUUUCAGGAGCACCUCCAAACUGUACGUACACAGAAAAGAGAAGCACAGCAGAGACAAAACUAUCGGGAGAGAGUCGAAGCCGGUCAUCAACAAGAGGAGAGUAGACACGUAUCCAUGUCAGAUCUGCGGCAAAGUCUUCUUCCAUCAUUUGUCACUUAGGGCACAUUACAGACAGCACACGGCCCGGAGCUUCACCACCAUGAAAAACAAACAGUCUGUCCGAUGUCCCACCAAAGACUCCAGGUCAUCAGAGAACACACCAAAUAAAGUAGCAGGUAAUAAGACAGUCAAGGCCGGUCCAGGGAGGCCCAGGAAAGUUCCCAAGGUUGAUGAAUCACAGACAUGUAGAGAAGUGCCUGAAGUGAAGGAGGAUGAAGUAGAAGAGGAGGAAGAGGAAUGGCAGCUGAAGGAGCACGUGGAGCUUCACCAGUCCUCCGUCAAGAGGCGACACUGCAGCGUCUGCAAGAGCGACAUGGACACCUGCAAAUGGCCGGGCUCCAAGAGGCAGCGGCUCUACCACUGUGUGCCCUGCCAGCAGGGCUUCUCAGCACUGGACUCAUUCCUAGAACACUGUCAGGAGCAUCUGCGAGCCAGAGUGGAGGAGGACAGAAUCCUGGAGGCCAGCAAAGCCUGA